CUCAAUUAUCCUCUCACUUGGUUUAGCUGUAGGGGUAAAAGAAAGUUCCUAUCUGAAUAACAUCGUCACCAUUUUGAAUAUAGCCGUGGUGAUGUUUGUUUUUAUCGCUGGGGGGAUGAAAGCCCAAUGGAGUAAUUGGACAAUUGCAAAAAGUGCUGAUUCCAGUAUAGGAAAAGGUGGAUUUUUUCCUUUUGGUGUGACUGGAAUGAUAAAAGGUGCCGCUACUUGUUUCUAUGGUUUUGUAGGCUUUGAUUGCAUUGCUACCACUGGUGAAGAAGCCAGGAAUCCUCGAAGGAGUAUACCAAUUGCCAUUUUGGCAUCGCUGGGUAUAAGUUUGAUUGCGUACUGUGGAACAUCUGCGGUGGUAACGUUAAUGGUACCAUACUACGAACAGGAUAUCAAUUCACCUUUACCACAUGCUUUUGAUGUUUAUGGUAUGGCUACAGCCAAAUGGAUAAUCACCAUUGGAGGAUUAUUUGCCCUUUCAGCAAGUCUCUUCGGCGCCAUGUUUCCUUUACCACGGAUAAUCUACGCAAUGGCUAACGAUGGUCUUAUUUUCCGUUUUCUUGGUAUAGUAAACGCAAGAUUUGCAACGCCUAUGAUUGGCACUAUACUUGCCGGAGUUCUCACUGGAAUUAUCGGGGGUUUAUUCGACCAAGGUCAACUGAUUGACAUGAUGUCAAUUGGCACAUUGCUAGCUUAUACGAUCGUAGCUGCAUGUGUUCUUAUUUUGAGAUAUUCCGUCAGCGUUGGGAAGGUGCACAUACACACAGAUUAUGAUGACGAUGCUGUUGGGUCCCUGGGACAAAAUGGCGGAUGGUUCAGUGUGUUGAUGAACAGUGGAAGUGUUAAACGCCCAACGGAGAAGAGUGAAUUUAUUGUCACAAUACAAGUUGGUUUUUAUUGUAUACUUGCUAUUUUAUGUGGAUUUUGUGCAAAGUACCUUCCUGAUGAUAUCAGCAACGGGGAAAUUUAUGCUAUAGUGCUGCCAUCUGUUGUGGUGGCGUUGAUGAUUUUACUGGUGAUCUCAAUGUGCUUACAACCACAAAAUGAUACAAAUCUGUCUUUUAAG
Dalotia coriaria is the source of this 1072-nucleotide messenger RNA. RefSeq names its product cationic amino acid transporter 2-like. The record is from RefSeq and is a predicted model, not a curated record. The annotation marks the transcript as partial. Gene Ontology annotation, cellular component: plasma membrane. Gene Ontology annotation, molecular function: L-arginine transmembrane transporter activity; L-lysine transmembrane transporter activity; L-ornithine transmembrane transporter activity. Gene Ontology annotation, biological process: L-arginine import across plasma membrane; L-ornithine transmembrane transport. The transcript has 4 exons. NCBI's taxonomy places the organism in Eukaryota, Metazoa, Arthropoda, Insecta, Coleoptera, Staphylinidae.